Molecule: messenger RNA, 2744 nt
Organism: Zingiber officinale
Lineage: Eukaryota; Viridiplantae; Streptophyta; Magnoliopsida; Zingiberales; Zingiberaceae
Product: G-type lectin S-receptor-like serine/threonine-protein kinase At4g27290
Exons: 8
Coding region: 48-2558 (836 amino acids)
Biological process (GO): protein phosphorylation; recognition of pollen
Molecular function (GO): protein serine/threonine kinase activity; ATP binding
Source: RefSeq, a predicted model, not a curated record
CACAACAAUAGAUUACAGGCGCAAGCAGCGGAAAGCUUAAAGCUUCCAUGGGCAAGAUGCAGCUCUUUCUUUUUCGCUUCCCGGAAAUAGUAGCACUAAUAACGCUCUUCUUUCUUGCCCAGCCCUCAUCUUCUGGAGAUACAAUGAUCCAGAACACCUCACUUAUAAAUGGCCAGACCUUGACAUCGACAGGAGAUUUGUUCCAACUGGGCUUCUUCAGUCUGGAUAAUAGUAGUUCAGCGAAGGGAUACUUAGGAAUCUGGUACUGCAAUUUCACACUACAAGAAGGCAUUGUAGUAUGGAUUGCCAAUAGAAACAAGUCUGUCAACACAUCCAUGGCAUCCUUCAACCUCACUUCCGAUGGAAAUCUAAUAUUAUUUGAGGAUGACCAAACUGUUUGGUCGACGGGAACGAGAUCCACAGGACUCAAUUCUGCACAAUUGCAGCUUUUAGAAUCUGGAAACCUCGUGCUGAAGGACAGCAACUCGAUUCUAUGGGAGACCUUCGACCACCCAAGCGACAGCGACACGUAUCUCCCUGGCAUGAAGCUCGGAUUUGACUUCCAGACCAACACUUCAUGGCGGCGAGUUUCAUGGAAAAACUCCACGGAUCCUUCUCCGGGAGACUACAUCCAGAUGAUUCGUGCUCUACCAAUACCGGACUUGGUCACGUUGAAGGGAUCCGCCAAAUACUAUCGCAGCGGCCCAAGGAACGGAUAUGAUGGGUUCGUCGGCCAUCCAUUUAUGACGAGCAGCCAGGGGGCCAACUAUUUUGUCGUCACGUUUGUUUCCAAUGAGAAUGAGACCUAUUUUAUGGCUAAUUACACAGCAUCGCCGACGCCGGUGCUGAUACGGACAAUGUUGAGGGCCAAUGGAACCUUGCAGCGUUGGUUUCUUGACAGGAGUGGCAAGAGAGAGUGGCAACUUCUGUUGUCGACUCCGGCAGACGAGUGCGAUGAGUACAAUCGCUGCGGCCGCAACAGAGUGUGCACCAAGAAAUACGUUGCUGUUGAGUGCCAGUGCUUGGACGGGUUCAUAAAUAUUACGGAGAACGGAAGCGAGGUUGGAUGCGAGAGGAAUAAGCCUUUGAAUUGCUCGUCGAACGAGUUUUCCAAGGUGCAGAACGUGAAGGUGCCAGACACUGAGAAUGCUACACCACGAGGAAACAUGAGUCUCGAUGACUGCAAGAAUUUGUGCUUGAAUGAUUGCUCCUGCAUGGCGUAUGCGGUAAUCAGUGGAUCUUAUGGAUGCAUAACUUGGCCUGGUGAUCUGUUGGAUCUCAGAACUUUGGUCGAUGAAGGAGAUGAUUUAUACGUUCGGAUCGCAGGAGAAUUGGAUCACCCAAGAAAAAACAGCACUGGGAGAAGAAUUCUAUUUAUUGUCAUCUCUAUUGCUGCAGCACUAUUAUUUCUUUGUGCCAUUUUUAUUUACCGUCGAAGAACAAAAGCAACAAGACCAAGACGGAAACGACUUGCAAAAACAUUCGAUCAUACAGAUCAACAUGAAAUAAGAGGUACAGAAUCACUAUUGUUUGAUUUGGAGGCUAUUAGGAUAGCUACAGACAACUUCUCUGAUAGAAAUAAGUUGGGAGAAGGAGGAUUUGGGCCUGUUUAUAAGGGAACACUGGAGAACGGAGAGCAUGUAGCAGUAAAAAGACUUUCAAGAAGCUCAGGACAAGGACUAGAUGAGUUGAAAAAUGAAGUGUUCCUGGUAGCCAAACUUCGGCACAGAAACCUAGUGAGGUUGUUGGGCUGUUGCUUGGAAUCAGAGGAGAAACUACUUGUUUACAAUUAUCUUGCUAAUACAAGCCUUGACAAGUUUUUGUUUGAUAAUUCAAAGAGAAAGCACUUGGAUUGGGCAAGAAGGUUUAAGAUUAUUGAGGGCAUAAGUCGAGGACUUCUUUAUCUUCAUGAAGAUUCGCCAUUGAAGAUCAUUCAUCGGGACUUAAAAGCCAGUAACAUCUUAUUAGAUGCAAACAUGGAUCCCAAGAUUUCAGAUUUUGGUCUUGCGAAACUUUUUGAUGCAGAUCAAACACAAGGAAACACUAAAAGAAUUGCCGGAACAUUUGGAUAUAUGGCACCAGAAUAUGGCAUUCAUGGGCUCUUCUCAGUUAAAUCAGAUGUGUAUAGCUAUGGUGUGUUAGUUUUGGAGAUCUUAAUUGGUCGGAAGAAUAGUGGUUACCAAGGAUCCGAAUAUCCAAUUGAACUUGUUACUCAUGUAGUCUGGCGCCAUUGGACUCAAGGAAGUGUCUUUCAAGUGAUUGAUCAAGAUCUAAUUGAACAAUGUCAAACUCAACAAAUAUUAAGGUGCAUACAUAUAGGGUUACUAUGUGUGCAAGAUGAUCCAAUUCAAAGACCCACCAUGGCCAAUGUUGUGCUUAUGCUCAACAAUCACUUUGUCGGCCUUCCCACACCUUUAGCACCAGCAUUUCUCAGUAAUUGUAAUACCACCAUUGAAUCAAAUGGCGUUCCAAGGAGAGAGAAUUCCAGUAGAAGAAAGGGAAUUCUAAUGAAAAUUUCUGAAAAUAAUGUCUCAAUCUCUACGUUGGAGCCUAGAUAGUAGGAAAGUUCACUUCAUGUUUAUAUAUAUAUAUAUAUAACUGAAUCUGGAUUGAAUUGCCAAUAUUAUGUUUCAAGUUUAUGCUUAUUUAUGUAAAGUUUAACUGAAUGUUCAGCUUCAGGUUUAUUCUAAAAUGUAUUCUAUCUAGUUUAUGUAGUGAUUCGCAGUUAAAAGGCCAAAAGAAAC